This is a messenger RNA of Acomys russatus (golden spiny mouse), 1502 nucleotides long. It is a transcript of the gene Gpr61, whose product is annotated as G protein-coupled receptor 61. Gene Ontology annotation, biological process: G protein-coupled receptor signaling pathway. The transcript has a single exon. Gene Ontology annotation, cellular component: endosome; plasma membrane; signaling receptor complex. The coding region runs from base 148 to 1497 and encodes 449 amino acids. Gene Ontology annotation, molecular function: G protein-coupled receptor activity. The record is from RefSeq and is a predicted model, not a curated record. NCBI's taxonomy places the organism in Eukaryota, Metazoa, Chordata, Mammalia, Rodentia, Muridae.
GGUGACAAGAGCCUGCCCUACAGGCUCCAGCAGAAGGCCCCCAACGAAAUUGGGAAGCCUGGGCCUGGGCUGACAUCCCAGGGUUGUGGAGUAGGAUGGGGGAUGGGCCUGUGACAGGAAGUGCCCUGGGUGUCCUCUUUCGGCCCCAUGGAGUCCUCACCCAUCCCCCAGUCAUCAGGAAAUUCGUCCACUUUGGGAAGGUCCCUUCAAACCCCAGGUCCCUCUACUGCCAGCGGGGUCCCAGAGUUGGGGCUGCGGGACGUGGCUUCAGAAUCAGUGGCCCUCUUCUUCAUGCUCCUGUUGGACCUCACGGCUGUGGCUGGCAACGCUGCUGUGAUGGCUGUUAUCGCCAAGACGCCUGCCCUCCGCAAGUUCGUUUUUGUCUUCCAUCUCUGUCUGGUGGACCUGCUGGCCGCCCUCACCCUCAUGCCGCUGGCCAUGCUCUCCAGCUCCGCCCUCUUUGACCAUGCCCUUUUUGGGGAGGUGGCCUGCCGCCUCUACCUGUUCCUGAGCAUUUGCUUUGUCAGCCUGGCCAUCCUUUCCGUGUCCGCCAUUAACGUGGAGCGCUACUAUUACGUGGUCCACCCCAUGCGCUACGAGGUGCGCAUGACACUGGGCCUGGUGGCCUCCGUGCUGGUGGGCGUGUGGGUCAAGGCCUUGGCCAUGGCUUCCGUGCCAGUGUUGGGAAGGGUCGCCUGGGAGGAAGGAGCUCCCAGUGUUAACCCAGGCUGUUCUCUCCAAUGGAGCCACAGUGCCUACUGCCAGCUUUUUGUGGUAGUCUUUGCUGUCCUUUACUUCUUGCUCCCCUUGAUCCUGAUCUUUGUGGUCUACUGCAGCAUGUUCCGAGUGGCUCGCGUGGCUGCCAUGCAACACGGGCCGCUGCCCACGUGGAUGGAGACGCCCCGGCAACGCUCCGAGUCUCUCAGUAGCCGCUCUACUAUGGUCACCAGCUCCGGGGCUCACCAGACCACUCCACACCGGACGUUUGGGGGUGGGAAGGCAGCAGUGGUUCUCCUGGCUGUUGGGGGACAGUUCUUGCUCUGUUGGUUGCCCUACUUCUCUUUCCAUCUCUACGUUGCCCUGAGCGCUCAGCCCAUUUCCACAGGACAGGUGGAGAACGUGGUGACCUGGAUCGGCUACUUUUGCUUUACCUCCAACCCUUUUUUCUACGGAUGUCUCAACCGUCAGAUCCGGGGCGAGCUUAGCAAACAGUUUGUCUGCUUCUUUAAGGCAGCUCCGGAGGAGGAGUUAAGGUUGCCUAGUCGGGAGGGCUCCAUUGAAGAGAAUUUCCUGCAGUUCCUCCAGGGGACCUCUGAGAACUGGGUUUCCCGGCCCCUACCCAGUCCUAAGCAGGAGCCACCACCUGCUGUUGACUUUCGAAUCCCAGGCCAGAUUGCUGAGGAGACCUCGGAGUUCCUGGAACAGCAACUCACAAGCGACAUCAUCAUGUCGGACAGCUACCUCCGUCCUGCCCCCUCACCAAGGCUGGAGUCAUGAUGGAC